Messenger RNA from Cicer arietinum (chickpea), 1376 nucleotides. RefSeq names its product binding partner of ACD11 1. The record is from RefSeq and is a predicted model, not a curated record. NCBI's taxonomy places the organism in Eukaryota, Viridiplantae, Streptophyta, Magnoliopsida, Fabales, Fabaceae. Gene Ontology annotation, molecular function: RNA binding.
GAGGUAACAUCAUCAUUACAUUCCUUGCCUCGUCACACAUUCCUCUCUCUCUCUCUCUCUCUCUCUGCAACACAACAAAUUCACUUUGAACGUAGCACACAACAACCCUUCUCUUAAAGGACUCUGCUUUCAAAACUCACUCACUUUAAUCAUCCAUAUUCAUAUUAUCUUCUAUCACAAUGCAGACAAGGACAGUUCAAGUGAAGCAACUUUCAGAUCUAGCUACUGAGAGGGAGAUUCACGAAUUCUUCUCUUUUUCUGGAGAAAUCGAGCACAUUGAGAUCGUAAGUGAAUAUGGGAAACCAAAGACUGCAUUUGUGACAUUUAAAGAUCCUAGAGCGCUUGAAAUUGCAUUAUUGUUAUCGGGAGCAACAAUAGUUGACCAAAUUGUGAGUAUAAGUCCAGCUGAGAACUAUGUUGCAAAUCGUGCAAUGCAGGAAGUAAGGGUGGCGGAAUAUGCUAUAAAUGUUGCUCCUUCUGAUGACGAUGCAUUGAAUAUUGAGGGGGAGAAACUGGGUUCAACCAAUGGAAGAGUUUAUCUUAGUAAAGCACAAGAUGUAGUUACAAGUGUGCUGGCCAAAGGAUCAGCGAUAAGGCAAGAUGCGGUGAACAAAGCUAAAGCAUUUGAUGAGAAGCAUCAGUUGACUGCUAAUGCAUCUGCAAAGGUCAGUUCUUUUGAUAGGAGAGUUGGACUGACGGAGAAAUUGACAGUUGGACUUUCUGUAGUGAAUGAGAAAGUGAAGUAUGUGGAUCAGAGGCUACAUGUUUCAGAUAAAACAAUGGCAGCAAUAUUUGCAGCCGAGAGGAAGUUGAAUGAUACUGGAUCAGCUGUCAAAACAAGCAGAUAUGUGACUGCUGGAACAGCAUGGUUAAAUGGUGCUUUUAGCAAGGUGGCAAAGGCCGGCAAUGUUGCCGGCACAAAAACUAGAGAAAAGUUUAAUAUCGCUGUUUCGAACUUGACAGCAAAGGAACCCUCUUUGGUUGUGUAGGCCCGGAUUUUGUAAUCAAGGUCUCAAGGGAAGAUCUCUUUCAGAGCUGUUGUGUGUUAUAAAGGGUUUGGUCUUUUGAGAUCAUGCACUGAUUUCUUUCUGUCCUUCAACAGUUCAAUGCUUGUAGUAGCAACUAUAGUGAUUCAAUUCAAUCCAAUUUUUUGUAUUCUUUUAACACUUGGUGUUUUAGCUGUGUCUGUUUUCUAUGUAAUUGGUGAUUUUGCCUUUUUUUUUUUCUCUUUAGUUUUUGUCAAUAGGAAAUUAUAGGUGUGAUGCAAUUGUAUUUCUUUUUUCAGAGUUGAAAAAAAAUUAGAUUUGUUGUGCAUGUAAGAUGACAUCUUGUUUUGUUAUCAACACUUCAAAUAUUUCUGUGGGAAUUUUUUUUUA